Messenger RNA from Aspergillus puulaauensis, 1746 nucleotides. Its product is annotated as flavin-containing monooxygenase. The transcript is spliced from 3 exons. NCBI's taxonomy places the organism in Eukaryota, Fungi, Ascomycota, Eurotiomycetes, Eurotiales, Aspergillaceae. The coding region runs from base 1 to 1746 and encodes 581 amino acids. Gene Ontology annotation, molecular function: NADP binding; N,N-dimethylaniline monooxygenase activity; flavin adenine dinucleotide binding. The record is from RefSeq and is a predicted model, not a curated record.
AUGAUGUCGUCCCAACUUCCAACACCACCAGAGCUUGUCGAUCUUUCGGGUCCACCCAAAUUCACUAUUGAGGACCAUGCUAUUGACGAGUUCCCUGCACUCAAGGUCGGUGUCAUUGGGGCUGGUCUCUCAGGCAUCACGGCAGGAAUAUUAUUGCCCAUCAAAGUUCCAGGGAUACAACUGACGAUAUUUGAAAAGAAUGCAGAUGUUGGUGGAACGUGGCUUGAGAAUAUCUAUCCCGGCGUGAGAUGUGACGUUCCGGCACAUGUAUAUCAAUCGACAUUCGAUCCCAACACGCAAUGGUCUGAGGAAUUCGCUCAAGGAAAGGAGAUUCUCGAGUACUGGAGGUCAACUGCCCGGAAGCACAACACGUAUCAGUAUAUCCAGUUCCACCGACAGGUUCAACAGCUGGUAUGGGGCGAAGAGGAUGCAAAGUGGACUCUUCAUCUUCUGGACGUCCAGACAGGAAAGGAACUCCAGGAGCAGUUUGACUUUGUCAUCUCUGCCGUUGGUCACUUUAACGCAUGGAAACUGCCAGAGUACCCCGGAAUCCAGGAUUAUCGUGGUCAUCUACGACACUCUUCCCACUGGGAUCCCAACUUCAACCCCAAGGACAAGAAGGUGGCUCUGAUAGGCAAUGGAGCCAGUGGUGUCCAGCUUCUCCCCGAGCUGCAGCAAGUAGCAUCGCAUGUGGAUCAUUACGCUCGAAACAAAACAUAUAUUGCGCCGGCGUUGGCGGGCAAAGAAAGAAGUCGGCUCCCCGUGUACUUCUCAGAGGAGCAGAAGUCCUUCUUCCAGGACCCGGAAACGUAUCUCUCCUUCCGCAAAGAGGUCGAGACCAGUUAUUUCAGGAGAUUCGAAUCCUUCUUCAAGGAUUCAGCACUGAACAAAGCCCUCAGGGAUGAUAUUGAAAAAUCCAUGGCCCGUCGCCUUGAGAAGCGCCCGGAUCUUCUUGACUAUCUACGCCCGGACUUCUCUCCCCAUUGCCGCCGUCUCACCCCAGGACCGGGGUAUCUGGAGGCUCUGAUGGAGGACAACGUCAGCCUGGUCCGACAGCCAAUUGAAAGGUUUACAGAGACGGGUAUUGUCACAACCGAUGGGGUUGAGCGGAGCUAUGAUGCUAUUAUAUGUGCAACUGGAGCCAACAUCGACUUCUCUCCGCCCUUCCCCAUCAUCGCCAACAGGGUCAACUUGCAGACAGCCUGGAGGCCCGGGGGUCACUUUGGAUUCCCAGCCUCCUAUCUCGGCCUCGCCGCUCCCUUAUUCCCGAAUCUGCUGUUCCUGAACGGACCACAGGCGUCGGGGCCAUCUGGGACUCAACUACACACAGUUGAAACCCAAACUACCUACGUGGCUAAUGUGCUCCGCAAAGUAUCCAAACAGAGAAUCCGUACGAUCCGGCCAUCUCAGGCGGCCGUUGAUGACUUUACUGCGUACUCCGAGGCCUUCUUUCCUCUCACCGUCAUGACCGAGUACUGCCAGUCCUGGGCUAACGGCGGAAACCCUACAGGUCGGAUUCAUGGAUACUGGCCCGGGAGCGCGUCUCAUGUUGCGCAGGUCCGCCGCGAGCCGCGAUGGGAGGAUUGGGAGUAUACCUAUCGCUCACCGUCGGGCAAUCGGUUUGCGUUCUUUGGUAAUGGGUGGACUAAGAAAGAGCUUGAGGAAGAGUCGGAUUUGACUCCGUACUUGAAGGUGCCGGACCAGAUUGAUCUCCGUGCCUAUCACGAGAACUGGUUUGAUAUAUAG